AUGAGUAACAAAAGGAUCAACGCCGUGUUGAUUUCUCAUGGGUCUGAUCGGCCACGGAUGAUACCUCAUCAAAGGAUCUUCAUCGUUCUUUUCCUUACAAUACUCGUAACAUUGCCUUCUUAUGAAAGCCGUGCCAGGAAUACUCAGAAUACUCAGAAAUUAAUUAGAAAUAGAGAAAUGUACAAGUUACCUGAAGAUAAAUUUCUACCCAACUAUAUAAAAGAUGAUUGGAAAAAAGAAAAUCUUCACAUAAAACGAAAUAAUGAAACAUGGAGUUCGAUAUCUGUACAACAGCAAAGGAAGAAUAAUUAUAUACAUCAAUCUCCAUCUUUUAACUUUACACACAAUCAUACAAAAUAUAAUGAAUUAUCAAUGUACAAUGAACAAAGUUUAACACACAAGAGAUUCAAAAGAGGUGUGAUACAUUUGUACAAUAUGGUAGUAUGCGCCACUGGAUGUAACCCUUUAGCUUACAAGGGAUAUGGAUGUUACUGUGGCUUUUUGGGUUCAGGAUAUGUAAUAGAUGAGAUAGAUAGGUGCUGUAAAAUGCAUGAUUGGUGUUAUGAUGCUACAGAUUGUCCAACGUUUUCAGAAUACUUUGUACCAUACUAUUGGAGAUGUUAUCAUGGAUAUAAACCAAUAUGUGCUGUUGAGCAUGGAAACUGGGGAGGAUCUGGAUCAUGUGCUCAGCGAUUAUGCGAAUGCGAUCGUUCAUUCGCCGAAUGUUUAAAACGUUAUCCGUGCCCAACGACCAAAGCUGUAUGUACUUCUUCACCUUGGAGAUUGGUGCAAAAUCUUUUUAUGAUUAUGUAAUUAUCGAUAUAGAAUUAUAAAAUUGAGUUAAGAGUUAAUUAAUUUAUAAUCUGAUAAUAUCGUGUUCAUGCCAAAGAUAAGAAGUGUAGUUUAAUAAAUAUUGUAACAUUUAUUAUAAUAAAAGGUACAAAUUUUUCUAUAACAUUAUAAAGUAACAAUACACAUUGAAUUUAGCAAAAGAAUAAGUGUUCAUUAAAAUGUACAAAAAAGUAUAUAGUAAAUUACUUAUAUAAUACAUGAUAUUAUCCAUUUUUCCUAUUUUCCAGUAAAAUCUUAUUUACAAUCAGUUCACAUGCUUUUUAUUUUAAUUAUUUAUAACAUAUUUAUACCUCCGGUUAAAUGUACAAUUCUGUUUUUAUAUUUCUUUGAAAUAUCUUUUUCAAUCUGGAAGUAAUAUGAAAAAAUUAAUAAAUAAAAAUAUACUAAUAUAUGAAACUUAUGAAUGAAAAAUUAUUGCAGAUACCUCUGUUUGUAAUUCUUUUGUUCUUUGUAUAAGAAGUUGAAGAAGAGGUCGAACGGUAGAAACUUCUUUUGCGAAGUUUUCUCGUUUUUCUCUCAUAGAGUUUUGUAAAACUAUCAUUUUAUCAACCAAACUUAAUUUUUGUUUUAAUGAUGAAGUUAAAACAUCUACGUAUCUGUAAAAAGAAAUAAAUAUUGUAAUUUCUUUAAAAUAAUGUAUAAAUGAUAAUGUAUAAAUAAUAUUACAUAAUAAUGUACAAAUGAUAUUACAUCAAUUUUGUUUACCUUACAGAAUGUUUGAUGUUGUGUAA
Messenger RNA from Heterotrigona itama, 1583 nucleotides. NCBI's taxonomy places the organism in Eukaryota, Metazoa, Arthropoda, Insecta, Hymenoptera, Apidae. The record is from the annotation of a GenBank genome assembly.